AUGGGCGACAUGGUAGAAAUUGUGGCAAUGGAUGACAUCGCUGUUUACGACCUUCACGGUGGCAUCGGAGAUGGCGCAGAUAUGGUACUUGGAUUCAAUGGCUGCUUGAUUUCCAUCUCCAUAUCUCCUAGCAACGGGUCAUCUGCAAGGGACACGCAAAGGCAGCAAGAUCGUCCUAUACAAGAUCACUUUAUUGAUGUCAUAGACAAGGCUACCGUGUGUGAGGACAACGACGAGUAUGAGGAGUUUGUAGAUGAGGUCUUUAUCGCGAUUCUCGACGCCGGAAGACCGCUUUUCCGUCAGUUGACAUCUUCGCAAGGCGGACAGGGUCUGAGCAAACCUCUGCAUCGUUAUCUAUUUCCUCCUUUCUUCCACUUCCGUUUGGAAGCCCCUUCGUCUACAGGCAGUGUCUCCGUUAUACCCAUCACUUCCGACGAAACAAAUAUCACCUAUACAGUUGGCCUUACCUCUGACCAAGGUUUCCAAGAAGAGUUGGGGAUCUGCCAAGAUUUACCUAGCUACAUACCUGAGGAACUGUUUACUACCGAGGUGUUUGAGCGUGGUUCAAGGAGUGUUACAGCUGCCGUCCAUGUACAAGGGCAAGACAUGUUGUGCAAGGCGAGUGGUGAACCAGACAGACUCUCAGGUAGCAGAACGGGACGGGAGAUUCGAUACCUUCACAAAAUACGGGAAUACUUUUCAUUGGGAUCUAUACGUGUUCCUCAACUUCAUGGCUACGUCCAUCACAACGAUACGAAGCAGAUCUUGGGACUUCUUCAACAGUGGGUGCCAGGGCGCAGACUUGACGAUAUUGUUACCACUGCUACGCCACAAAACAAGGAGAAAUGGGCUUCCCAAGUACGGCAAACCAUCGAGCUCCUUCGUCAGCACGAAAUAAUCUGGGGAAAUGGAAAACCUAGCAAUGUCAUUAUCGAUGAGCAAAAGAAUGCGUGGCUGAUUGAUUUCGGGGGCGGGUAUACAGAAGGAUGGAUUGACGAAGAUCUAGCUGAAACAAAAGAAGGAGAUGAGCAAGCUCUGAAGAGGAUCAUUGAAAUGCUAAGCGGAGGCGAGGAUAUGCCCGUAUCUGCAUAG
Messenger RNA from Fusarium tjaetaba, 1092 nucleotides. RefSeq lists its product as uncharacterized. NCBI's taxonomy places the organism in Eukaryota, Fungi, Ascomycota, Sordariomycetes, Hypocreales, Nectriaceae. Gene Ontology annotation, biological process: protein phosphorylation. The transcript has a single exon. The record is from RefSeq and is a predicted model, not a curated record. Gene Ontology annotation, molecular function: ATP binding; protein kinase activity. The coding region runs from base 1 to 1092 and encodes 363 amino acids.